Molecule: messenger RNA, 6091 nt
Organism: Gadus chalcogrammus (walleye pollock)
Lineage: Eukaryota; Metazoa; Chordata; Actinopteri; Gadiformes; Gadidae
Gene: usp31
Product: ubiquitin specific peptidase 31
Exons: 16
Coding region: 709-4635 (1308 amino acids)
Biological process (GO): protein deubiquitination
Molecular function (GO): cysteine-type deubiquitinase activity
Source: RefSeq, a predicted model, not a curated record
GUUAAAAUAUAACAGUGAAAUACCAACAUUGCAAUAAUUAGUUUUUGCAAGAUGUGACAAAUGUAAGGUGAACCAUCCUCAAGAAACCGAAUGCCUGUGGUUUAUUCUUGUCUUUUGCAAUGGCGGAUAUCCAUACACUUCUCAUGGGGACUGCAACCCGACCGGAGGAGAAAUUUGCCCUACCUCUGCUAGCCUGUGUUGUUGUUAUUGCUGUACCGUUAACAUUAGCUCAGUUAGCUAGCAGCGUAAGCACUGUCAGCUAGUCUGGCUAGCCCACAGCGUUUAGCUACCCUUAACCAAGAGACAAUAUUGGCGCAAGCGACUCGUACAAAGUGCUGAAAUGCUGACAGGCGUCAGGUUGAUUAGUGUACUGUGCUGUUAACCAUCGCGCUAUGAUGGGUUAAGUUGUUGUGUUAGUAAGCCCGGUUACUUUGCAAGUGAAAAGACGAAUGAGGUAACUAUAUUGGACGGGACACAUCGAUAAAUAUAUAGUUGGCUGGGGAUAGCUAAUGCUAACCACCCUGCUGUGUACACCUGGUUGGGGCGAAUGCCUUGAGGGUCAUCUAGUGAGUCAAUGCUUCUGAGUUGCGGUCGAUGGUUCGGGGGUUAACGCCUGAAACUGGAAAAUGGCUCUUCAGUUUGCGCAUACAGCAUUUUUUUGGACGCUGUACUGGUGAUUUUGUAUUUUUUACGUUCUAAAGAGAAAUCAUGUCUAGUAAAACUGCAACCAAGGACAAGAAGUCGAGCUUCGGCAAGAAGCUCUUCAGGCGGGGCUCGGUGCGUUCUGUGGGCAGCUUUAUGAGCAGAGUUCUGAGGACUCUUUCCACACUGUCCCACUUUGUGUCUGAGGUGCCAACAGAAGACGACAAGGAUGAUGGAGGCUUUACUUCAUUCAAAACUGGGAGUAAAGAUCUGCAUGUGGAUGACAGUGACAUCGGCGCAUUCCUAUCCGGAGACAAGGUUCCCGGAGUGUCAGGUCUCAAGAACCAUGGUAACACUUGCUUCAUGAAUGCGGUUCUGCAGUGCUUGAGCAACACCGAACUGUUUGCUGAAUAUCUGGGUUUGGAGCAGUACAAGGACGAUGAGUCGAACGAGGAGAGACCUAUUACAAACGGAGUGCACUUACAGAGGAAAGCCCCAGGGAACAGAGGAGAAGUGACAGAACAACUUUCUGGACUCGUUCGGGCCCUGUGGACGUUUGAAUACACCCCUCAGCACAGCAGGGAAUUCAAAAAUGCUGUGUCCAAAAGUGCAUUACAAUACAGAGGGAAUUCUCAGCAUGAUGCUCAGGAGUUUCUGCUGUGGUUGUUGGACAGAGUUCAUGAAGACCUUAACGCAGUCAAUCCUGACAGUGGACCUGCUAUCAGGCCGCCGAUUGAAGAAGACGAGGAAAGCGUGGAAGGCCCCUCACCCCCCCUGUCUGCAGGGUCCUUUGUGCAAGAGCUCUUCCAGGCUCAGUACAGGUCCUCCCUUACCUGCCCCCAUUGCCAGAAGCAAAGCAACACAUUCGACCCGUUCCUCUGUAUCUCCCUACCCAUCCCUCUACCACACACCAGACCGCUGUAUGUGACGGUGGUCUACCAGGGGAAGUACUCCCACUGCAUGCGGAUUGGCGUGGCCGUCCCCCUCGACAGCACCGUGUACCGGCUCCGGGACGCAGUGUCACGGGAGACCAAGAUCCCCAUGGACCAGUUCGUCUUGACAGAAAUGUACUACGACGGCUUUCACCGCUCCUUCUGCGACGACGAUGACGACCUCGACAUCAUUCAAGAGAGCGACUCCAUCUUUGCUUUUGAGACACCCGAGACCUUCAGGCUGGAGAACAUUCGCACUAAGAGAGGGAGUCUACUGGCCAAUCUGAACCAGAACAACCUGAAGUACGGCGCGGAGAUGGGCAGGACCCCGUCGUUCAUGCAGGGCGCCAUGACCCCUCUGGGUGCGUCGCCCAAUAAGAACCUGGGCCCGGAGAAGGUCAUCCUCCUGGUGUGCAACAGGGCCUGCAGCGGGCACCAAGGGAGAAGGUUUGGUCUCCCAUUUGUUUUGUACAUGGAGCGCACGGUGACCUGGGACACAUUGCAGAAGGAGAUUCUGGAGAAGAUGCGUCAUCUGUUAAGACCCGGGGUGUACAUCCAGGUGGGGCCGUUCAGUCUGCGAGUGGUGGGCGUGGUCGGAAUCACCUACCUCCUUCCCCAAGACGACCAGCCACUGUGCCAUCCCACCGUUGAAAGAGCGUACAAGUCCUGUGGACAAGGGGGUCCGCCACAUGUCAAGAUCGUGGUCGAGUGGGACAAAGAAACCAAGGAUUAUCUGUUUGGCCACACGGGGGAGGAGUACAUUCCCGACGCAGAGAGCGUCUACCUGCACAGGGAGCAGCACCAUCAGCCCCAGGCCUGCACACUGGCCCAGUGCUUCCAGCUCUACACCCAGGAGGAGCAGCUGGCCCCAGACGACGCCUGGCGCUGCCCCCACUGCAAGCAGCUGCAGCAAGGCCGCAUCAAGCUCAGCCUGUGGACCCUGCCGGACGUGCUCAUACUGCACCUGAAGAGGUUCCGCCAGGAGGGCGACCGCAGGGUGAAAAUGCAGAACAUGGUGAGGUUCCCCCUGCUGGGCAUGGACAUGGCGCCCCAUGUGGUCAAGAGAAGCCAGAGCAGCUGGAGCCUGCCGUCCCACUGGUCGCCGUGGAGACGGCCCUACGGCCUGGGACGCAACCCCGACGACUACCUGUACGACCUCUACGCCGUGUGCAAUCAUCACGGCAACAUGCACGGCGGCCACUACACAGCUCACUGUAAGAACUCCAUCGACGGCCAGUGGUACUGCUUCGACGACAGCGAGGUCCAGCCAAUGGCGGACGACGACGUGUGUCACCAGUCGGCCUACAUCCUGUUCUACCAGCGGAGGACCACCAUCCCCUCCUGGUCGGCCAACAGCUCCGUCGCAGGUUCCACCAGCUCGUCCCUGUGUGACCACUGGGUUAACAGGCUGCCAGGCAGCCGGCCCGCAAGCCUGGCCUCCGGUGCCUCUUCCAGACGCACCUCCAUGGCCUCGCUGGCCGAGUCUGUGGAGUUCUCCGCCGAGCGCUGCGACGACGACGGGGGGUUCUCCACCCGACCGUUCGUGAGGAGCAUCCAGCGACAGAGCCUGUCGUCGCGGUCCUCCGUCACCAGCCCGCUGGCCUUCGGCGAGGCGGGAAUGAAGCCCUCCUGGUCCCUGUCGGCCAAGCUCCAGAUGAGGUCCAACUCCCCGUCCCGCUUCUCCCUGGACUCGCGCUGCUCUCCGCCCCUGGAGCGGAUCGGGGAGGCCGGCGACGACAAGGUGUCCACUUCCUGUUUCGGCAGCUACAGCAGGCACGAGCGCUACUUUGGCAGUCGGGCGCCGCUGGCCGUGAUGGAGAGCAACGCCGGCGACCAGGAGAGCAACAACCGCUUCCUGGAUAUGGUCUACACCAAGGCUCCGCCCCCCCUGGAUAAGAAAGGCACAAAGGGGGACACCACCGAAAACAACAACCAGAUCACGGCUCAAGACCAGAACGCCCUGACGCCCCAGACAGCCCCGGUGAAGGAGCCCAAGCGCAAGAGCAGUAUUAUCGGGUUCGGCUCGCGGGCGGAGAGCACCACGUCCACCAAGGCUUCCAACAAGGCGGAGCAAGAGAAGAACUCCAAAAAGCGUCUCUGUUCCCCUCCGACCCAAAAAGCCCCGACGUCUUCCGGCACUCCGGUCAAGGGCUCAAAGGUCAUCAACAACAACAACUCCAUCACCAGGGAAACCAAGAGUGUCAGUGCCAAGAAAGUCACCCUCACCCCCAGCGGCACUCCUUCCAAGAAGAAGGAGCCGUCCCACCCGCCGCCGGCUCUAGAAGGGACCCCGCUGCGGAAGCAGUGCCUGGGCUGCUCCACGCCGCAGUCGUCGGCGUCCCCGUCGCCCACCGCCAAGAAGACCUUCUCGGGCUUGGAGAGGACCUUCUCGGGCCUGGAGAGGAGCGCGGCGGGCGGCAGGAAAAGACUGAUAGAGCGGAGCUUCAGCCGGGACUCGGUGCACACCAGCCCGCUGGCCGACCCCGCCCGCGGCGGAUCCGUAGCCCGCUCCGCCCUGGCGAAGAGCGGCGGCCUGGAGGUCAGAGUGGAGCGCAAGUCGUUCCGGUGCUCCAGCAGCAGCUCGUCCAUCACCAGCCUGCGCUCGCCCAGCGUGUCGUCCCGGGACCUGCGGCGCGGCAGCAAGUCGGAGGACAAGGGCCUGUCCUUCCUGAAGAGCGCCCUGCGCCAGAGGGAGAGCCGCCGGUCGGCCGACCUGGGCAAGAGCAACCUGGUGGCCAAGAAGGAGGCGGAGCGGGCCGGCGGGCGGCCGUCGGAGCCCGCCAAAGACGGCGGCAGCGCCGCCAGCAGCGGGGAGAGGCUGGACAGCAGCAACUCCUCCAGAGAGACCAGCGAACGCGAGGCCAAGCCCCGCGGGAAGGAGGCGUCCAGGCCCACCAGCGCUUUCGGGAGGACCCUGUUGAGCGUGGGGAAGUCCCGGUCUUCCCUUACUGAAACGAGCCCGAAGCUUCCGUCGAACGCUAAAAGACCUGUGGAGAAGGUAGCGUCUUCCAAGAGGCUGUCGUCCAGCGUGCAGUCUCCGGCGCGGACGAGGCCCAAGUAGUCUGUGAGUCGUAGCUGUUAUUUUGGGGGGAAUGCAGGUUUUACUUUGUGCCUACGUUGCAGGGAGCGCCGGCUGUAUUUGGAGAGGAUCACUUCUUUUGAUGCAGUGUUUUGUACGCGGGCAUUACAGUCAUCGAAUGGCUCAGAUCUGAGUCUCAGCGGCCAUAAAAAAAUUAUCCAUAUUGGAUGCAAAGGAAUGAUAGACAUAUAAUACUAUACUUCCAGAAAUUACCCCUCAUAUUUUAGGGUCACAUUUGACUAUUGUCAAUUUAAUUUGGCCUUUUUAGUGUUUUGUAAAAAUACUAAUCAAAAAAGUUGGGAAUUUAAGGCGGGGGGCAUUUUUAAGUUGAGCUUAUUUUGAUGUUGCUUGGACAACAUUUUGGUCUUGGACGACAUGCAUGUUCGCCGUGCCUCCGUUUUGAGGAUACGCAUAUUGUUUGUAGUUCAGUUACAAGCAAGCUAAGUUAAUACUAGAAUACUGCAAAAUGUCUUACUGGAUCCAUCUAUGCAAACUCUAAAUCAAGUAAAACAAAAAAUACACUUUCUAACCUUUUAUGCUUAAUGCCCUGCCACAGGUAAAAAAAAACAUCCGUAGUGGUUUAAUUGGCGACUGUGGCAUGUAAGGGACAUUGCACUUGUGCGAUGUCUCUUUAAUACUUGUGUAGCCAAAACUAAAACUGUUGCAUUUUGCCUGACCGAUACGAUUAUAAGAUUAUCUCUGACAUGGCCCGCUGUUAUCUUUUCAAAGUCAAAUGCCCUUUGCUGUACAAACAAAACAUCAAAAAAGGUCUCUGCGCAAAUAUGGGAGCUCAGUUGAUUUGUAGAUAAGAUAGACAAACGUAUGAAAGAGUUGCAUUCAAAACGUGGGUCGAUUUAGCAUUUCUCAAAAGUUUAGUUUUUUACCAUGGGUGUCAAUCCGCUCAGACAGUUUUUGGAACAUCACUUCUGACUAGAUCACUUGUUUAUUAAUGGUGUCUUCCUCUCUUAAUAAUUUACGACAUAUUGACAAAUAGUUAUUUUGACACACUUUAAAUGAAAUGUUAUUUUUUAAUGAUCAAGCUCUGUUUUUACUUUGGAUUUCAACUUUUGAACCGAAAAGUUCGCUCUCUGAAGGCAAUAUAUCAUAAAUUAUAUAUCUAUAUAUAUCUAUUAGAAGAAUGACCGUUAAAGCGCCUUUCGAAGCAGUCAUGGAUCCCAUAUUAAGCUACUACUCUCUUGAGAAUUAAUGUUCCAUCAUAGCUAUUUGUAUACAAGCAGUUUCCUUUCCCUUCUGUUACGGUGCAUUACGCGAACCUAAGAACUGAAUACUAUUUUUUACCCUGUAAAUCAUUUUAGAGUUGAUCUCAGCGGUGUGACAGCCAUUGGGUUUGGAGUGGAUGUAUGAGUACCUUUCUAAGAUCAUUCGAUCUCGGGGGAAACUAUUAAGAAAUCAUUUACUCCUACAAGGUGCUGAAAAC